CUUGAACCCUGUCUUAGUGCUUAUUUUUCGCAUCCGCCUUUCUACCUCUCCUCCUCUUCCCUCCCCACGUCCAUUGUUUAGGGCCUACUAAAGCCCGGGCGUGAUCUCUCUCGAAUAGUAACUAUUAGCCUCCACCCUGGACAAGAAUAAACAUCGAAAAAAGAGAGGAUGGUAUCCGAUCAAGAUCCCGAGAUCUCAACGCCACUCUUAGGAACCCAUCCAACCAGAGCGCAUGUCGAGUACAAGCACCAGCACAAGCGAUGGAUCCUAUUUCUCUUAUGCACGGUAAUUGUCACACUUGACUUUGGCACUUUCCUCUCCCUUGCUCCACAGACUCAGAUUAUGGAAUCAAUCAUCUGUCGCAGGUUUCAUCCAGGACUGUUUAUCGACCUCCCACAUGGGCAGUUCUUGUCAGAUGAUACACCCUGCAAAUCUGUAGAUGUACAGGGGGAGCUGGCAUUGAUCAGUGGAUGGAAAGAUACAUUGGACCAGAUCCCGGGAAUCAUCCUUGCCCUGCCAUUGGGCUUCCUGUUGGAUCGCAUUGGCCGCAAGCCUGUUGCGAUGCUAAGUAUGAGCGGACUCCUCAUGGAGGAGAUCGCGAUCCGCAUCAUCUGCUUGUACAGUGAAGCAAUUCCCCUUCGAGCCAUCUGGCUCACGCCUUUAUUUCAAUUAUGUGGUGGUGGUUCUCAAAUAGCCAGCUCUGUGGCCUUCACCGUUGUCACAGAUAUCUUUCCCGCAGAACAGCGUGCAAACAUAUUCUUCGUGCUCUUUGCGGCUGUCCUACUUGCCGAGAUCCUUGCAACACCUCUGAGUGCUUGGCUUAUGUCCUGGUCGCCGUGGCUUCCAUUCCUGCUCGGCUGGCUCUGUGAAGGUUGCGGCUUACUGGCGGCCAUACUUAUCCCGGAGACUCUGCCCAAGUCGCCAAACGAAUUGGAAUCUGAAUCGGCAGAUGAGGGGUGUGAUCGGCUUGACCAUCCACCCACCUCGCCUAAAUGGAAAGGGUCCCUCUAUAGUGCCGGGUCCCAUAUCAUGAGCUUAACUGCAUUUGUCUGGGGAAAUUUCAACACGGUGGCUAUUUCAAUUGCAUUCCUGGCGGCUAGUGUUGGAGGGCAGGCCCUCCAGUUGAUCAUCCAAUAUGCUUCCAAGCGCUACUCAUGGACAAUGGCAAAGGCAAGCUUUCUCAUCUCUCUAAAAGGAAUGAUUGAUCUCGUCGUCUUGCUUCUAUUGCUACCAACUAUCUCCCACUAUCUGAACCGGUACCUUUCCCCGGCUGUCAGAGAUCUUCGAAUAACGCAGGGAAGUGCAGCUAUUCUAGCAGUUGGGUUCGGCAUCAUGGCAGUGGCUGAUCAACCAGUGCUGUUCGCCGUUGGUGUAUCCAUUCUGGCCUUAGGCUGGGGUUUCUAUUCCACCCUCCGCAAUGUGGCCACAACAUUGGUUGCGGAGUCUCAAAUCGGGACACUCAAUACCACAAUCGCUCUUGUCCAGGGGAUUGGGAGCAUGAUUGCUGGACCGUUGCUCGCCAAUGCAUUUCGAAAAGGUAUGACGCUGGGUGGUACCUGGAUGGGCUUGCCAUACAUGGUGGGUGCUAUGCUGUUUGUGUUGGCAGGACUGGCUGCGUCUAGCGUACGGACACCUCAAUAAAUUCACCUUAUUACCCCAAAUAUAUAUAUAUGUAUUGAUAUGCACGAGUAAACGCCAUAGCGUUCUCUAGGAUUUCUAUACCCCCCCCUGCCUUUGUUCUCUUACAUAGGCGUAAAUUAUUGCAUUUAUUUUUGUAAUAAUUCAAUUCGUGGGCCUAUUUUGAUCUGCCAUCGAGGUGCACAGGGCCUCAUUUCCGAUAGGGUUGGAAAUUCGGAGAAUUGAAACACGAGCAAGGAGAGCAACUUGGAGAUCAACCAAUAUCUGCGUACACCUUGCCGCAAUUAAAUGGGUGCCGGGAGACACCUGACCUCCUGCUGCAUCUGGCGACGGUAUUAAACGGUAGGAAAUGCCUCGGCGUACUAUGUAUGUACGGAGGAUGGUACUUUAAUACGAAGGGGAAAAGCAAGGCACCCCCUUUUGAACCGUAAAGGGUCAAAUUCUGUUGGAUUCCAUGCGCCAGU
Messenger RNA from Aspergillus pseudonomiae, 2102 nucleotides. RefSeq names its product MFS transporter. Gene Ontology annotation, molecular function: transmembrane transporter activity. Gene Ontology annotation, biological process: transmembrane transport. The transcript is spliced from 5 exons. Bases 169 to 1641 code for a protein of 490 amino acids. Lineage: Eukaryota; Fungi; Ascomycota; Eurotiomycetes; Eurotiales; Aspergillaceae. Gene Ontology annotation, cellular component: membrane. The record is from RefSeq and is a predicted model, not a curated record.